GAGAGGCCGAAGUUGCCGAGCAGUUGGCCCGCAAAGUGAGAGUUCUAUGCUGGAUCAUGACUGGCCCGCAGAAUCACAAGCGGAAAGCGAAGCACGUGAAAGCGACCUGGGGACAGCGGUGCAACAUUUUACUUUUCAUGAGUUCCAAAGAGGACCCCAGCUUGCCGGCAAUCGCUCUCGACGUGUCUGAAGGCAGGGAUCAUCUGUGGGCCAAGACGAAAAAAGCCUUCAGUUAUGUCUACGAGCAUUAUCUACAUCAGGCAGACUGGUUCCUGAAAGCAGACGAUGACACUUAUGUUGUUGUCGAAAACUUGAGGUAUUUGCUGCAGGGUCGAGAUCCGGAGUCUCCCAUCUACUUCGGCUGCCGCUUCAAGCCGUUCGUAAAGCAGGGCUACAUGAGCGGGGGCGCAGGCUACAUACUCAGCAGGGAGGCCCUGCGGCGCUUCGCCGAGCAGGCCCUGGUCGGGGAAGCCGAGUGCCGCAAAGACGACGGGGGCGCAGAGGACGUGGAGAUCGGCAAGUGCCUCGAGAGCGUGGGCGUGGAGGCGGGAGACAGCAGGGACUCUCUGGGGCGAGGCAGGUUCUUUCCCUUUGUUCCUGAGCAUCAUCUCAUUCCUGGACAUGUGCCAAAAAGUUCUUGGUACUGGAGCUACAUCUACUACUCAUCACAAGAGGGCAUGGACUGUUGCAGUGACACAGCCAUCUCUUUCCAUUACGUUAGUCCUAACAUGAUGUAUGUCCUAGAAUAUCUCAUUUACCACCUUCGUCCAUACGGCAUUAACAGUCAUCUAGUGAAUAAAGACUCUAUACCAUUGUUAACUAAUUCAACAGCUAGUCCUAUUGCAGUUACAGUCAAAUCCAAGAGGCCAUUGAAUGGAAAUGAAACACAUAAGACCACUGAGUCUUAGUUCUUUGAAGACAAACUGUUUUACCGUUUUCAAGAUAUUUUUUGGUUCCUGUGAUAUAAUGUGUGUUUUUGUACAGUAAUGUAUUCUGUAAACUAAGAAGCUGUUUACGUGUUUUCAGAAAUUUCUUCCUCCCCGUUGUAGAGGAAUGAAUGAAACAAGUUUCAAGUAAGUUUAUGAUGUGAUUUAUAGCAGAGCUGUGGAGUUGGUGUCAGACUGAUUUUGAGACAAAG
Messenger RNA from Uloborus diversus, 1138 nucleotides. RefSeq names its product glycoprotein-N-acetylgalactosamine 3-beta-galactosyltransferase 1-like. The record is from RefSeq and is a predicted model, not a curated record. The transcript is spliced from 3 exons. The annotation marks the transcript as partial. NCBI's taxonomy places the organism in Eukaryota, Metazoa, Arthropoda, Arachnida, Araneae, Uloboridae. Gene Ontology annotation, cellular component: membrane. Gene Ontology annotation, molecular function: N-acetylgalactosaminide beta-1,3-galactosyltransferase activity.